Molecule: messenger RNA, 858 nt
Organism: Apiotrichum porosum
Lineage: Eukaryota; Fungi; Basidiomycota; Tremellomycetes; Trichosporonales; Trichosporonaceae
Exons: 3
Coding region: 1-858 (285 amino acids)
Molecular function (GO): oxidoreductase activity
Source: RefSeq, a predicted model, not a curated record
AUGGCCGCCGUCAUCAAGUUCACUCUCCCAACCGCGCGUCUCGACCACGACCCCGAGAUCUACCUGACGUACGACCCGACCAUCUCGCGCCCCACCGAAGACCUCAGCCUUUCGCUCACAGACCUGCGACCUGAGCUCGAGGGAGUCGUACCGGCUGUCGCCGUGGCCGACCAGCUCAACAAGCGCGGAUUCGCAGUGGCCAAACAUACGAGUGGACACCUCGAUGGCCUGCCGCACGUGGAGGGGACCAAGCUGUAUCUGGCGGAGACUGCAGAGCUCCUGCGGACCCAACUCGGAUGUACGCGCGUGAUUGCGUGGAACUCUGUGUGCCGCAAAAACGACGCGAGCGUCGAGCUCAAGGACGUGCCCAAGCAGAAGGGGCCCGAGGAAGGGUUCGUCCCGACCGAGCGCAAGCAGCCCAUUGCGGGCGUGGCGCAUGUGGACCAGGACGAGGUCUGGGGAGCCGAGCUCGUCGACAAGGCCACGGGCGGGACGGCGUACGUCCGCGCGCAGAUUGUCAAUAUCUGGCGCCCGCUCAGCGGACCAGUGACCAACGCGCCGCUCGCCAUGCUGGGCUUUGGGGAUAUUGGACCCGACGACCUCUCCAAGCACGCGAGCAUGUUUGGUGUCGGCAUGGACCUGCACCAUUCACAGGGCCAGCAGUGGGCGUACAUCCACCACCAGCUGCCUGACGAGGUCAUCUACCUCAAGUGUUUCGACUCGUUCCAGGGCAGCGACGGCAGUGCGCUGUACUGCGGCCAUGUGGCGGUCGAGAUUGACGAUACGCCAGGUGUGGACCCGGACAAGGUCGUGCCCAGGGAGAGUGUCGAGGUGCGCCUGGUCGCGCUGUGGGAGUAG